AUGGGCCUCAUAGACGACGCAGCCUCCGCCAUAUCCGCCCGCACCUCCCAAUCCCAAUCCCACUCCAAACGCUCCAAAUCCCACCGCAGCAGCCGCCACCACGUCAAAGACCGUUCCCGCAGCAACUCACGCUCCCCUUCGAGACACCAUCGCUCCUCUCGCUCCCAUGUAGGAAGUACCCACAGCCACAGUCGCGGGGUGGUGGUUGGGGAUGGGUAUUUUGAGAGGGAACCUCACCGGGAGUCGCACCGUGACCGGGAGGGGCAUCGGGAGAGAGAACGCAGUCGACACCGCAGUCGCAGCCGCGGCGGUGCCAGCAUCAUAGGCGCAGCAGGUGUAGGCGGCACCCUAAGCGGCAUCGCGGCAUCAAUCUUUGGCGGCGGGGGUGAUGACGACGAUGAUAUCGAUGGGCUGGCGUAUCAUGAUGAUGGUCGGGGGUCGCAUCGCCGGCCGAGUUAUGAGAGACGGGGGAGUGAGAGGGAGAGGGAACGGUCGCGGGGAGGGGGUGAAUGGGAGAGGGAGAGGGAGCGUGGUGGUGGUGGUGGUGGUGGAGAUUGGGAGGAGAGUGUGAGGGGGUUUUUUACCAUGCCGAGUGUGUCGAGGGGGUUUUUUAGUAAUUUUGGAGGCAAACCCCGCCACUCAACCUCCUCCCACCGGCGUCCCCGCCCGGGCUUCAUCUCCCGCCUCAUCCGCAAACUCCGCCGUCUCUUCCGCGACCUCCUCUACUACGCCAAGCGGCACCCCAUGAAAGUCUUCGCCCUAGUCCUCAUGCCCCUCAUCACAGGUGGCGCCCUCACGGCCUUACUCGCCCGUCUCGGACUGCGCCUCCCGCCCAUGCUGGAACGCGCACUGCAUACUCUGGCGCGUAUGGCGGGUGCGGGUGCGGGGGCCGGGGCGGUGGGUGAGUCGCUUGGGUUGGUGGGUGAGGCGGUUAGGAUGGUUAGUAAUGCUACCGCGGGUGGUGGUGUUGGGGCGGCGAGGGCGAGUGUGGAGAGGGGACGGGAUGGGGGGAUGAGGUGGGAGAGGAGGAGUUUGGAGAGGGAUUUUGAUGGGUUGGGGUAUGGGAGUGGGAGUGGAGAGUGGGGGGAUGGGUUGAAGAAGGUUGUUAAGAUGUUUUCGUGA
Dichotomopilus funicola is the source of this 1122-nucleotide messenger RNA. RefSeq lists its product as uncharacterized. Lineage: Eukaryota; Fungi; Ascomycota; Sordariomycetes; Sordariales; Chaetomiaceae. The coding region runs from base 1 to 1122 and encodes 373 amino acids. The record is from RefSeq and is a predicted model, not a curated record. The transcript has 2 exons.